Ipomoea nil (Japanese morning glory) is the source of this 961-nucleotide messenger RNA. Its product is annotated as adrenodoxin-like protein 2, mitochondrial. The record is from RefSeq and is a predicted model, not a curated record. The coding region runs from base 178 to 813 and encodes 211 amino acids. The transcript is spliced from 9 exons. Gene Ontology annotation, molecular function: 2 iron, 2 sulfur cluster binding. Gene Ontology annotation, cellular component: mitochondrion. Lineage: Eukaryota; Viridiplantae; Streptophyta; Magnoliopsida; Solanales; Convolvulaceae. Gene Ontology annotation, biological process: P450-containing electron transport chain.
GGAAAAGAACCACACAAAACUCAUUCGAAUCUUCUCGACGGGUCAUACCCGUUUUCCAUCGCGACCCGAACCCAGAGUUCGAGAGAGCUUUCCAGUUUCCAUUGAAUAAACAGUAAAGAAACACUUUUAUUGUUUUCCUAUAAGGUUUUCCGUUCACGGCGGCUAACCAAUCUUCCAAUGCUCCGUUCCAACGGUAUCCGCCGGCUAGCUUCCCGCUACCUCUCCGCUCAGCUCCGGCCAAAUUAUGUUAGUAGGAAUUAUAGUAAGGAAAAGUGCUACCUCCCUGACAUCCUUGUUAAUCCGGUUUCUGUAAAUGCAGAUAGGACUGCGAAAGAGUGGUACAGAAUACUUGGUGUAAAAUGUAAUGCAAGUGCAUACCUUACCAGGGAAACUUCUUUUGCAAGGCAUCAACAAUUUUGCUCUGAAGCAGGGAGCAACAACUCAGAAGAAGAGCAAAAAAUUUCGGUAACAUUUGUAGACAAGGAUGGAGAAGAGCAUCAUAUAAAAGUUCCUCUUGGAAUGUCUAUGUUAGAAGCUGCUCAUCAAAAUGACAUCGACCUUGAAGGAGCUUGUGAAGGGUCACUCGCCUGCUCUACUUGUCAUGUAAUCGUGAUGGACGUGGACUACUACAAUAAACUAGAAGACCCAAGCGACGAAGAGAAUGACAUGUUGGAUCUUGCUUUCGGCCUCACAGAAACUUCACGCCUGGGUUGUCAAAUAGUCGCAAAACCUGAACUCGAUGGAAUUCGGUUAGCCCUUCCUGCAGCCACCAGGAAUUUUGCCGUUGAUGGAUAUAAGCCAAAACCACAUUAAACUCAUCUGUCAAAGGGCCUUUUUGCUUUGAGUUGAUCGCCAUGGCUGCUUCAAACUCCCUUCUCGUCUUCUGUUUCUUCAACUUCCUCAUGGCCAUCCUCAUCGCCAUGCCUCCUGCUAAAACCACUUCUUCUGCAUGCACUCAUGG